Messenger RNA from Entamoeba invadens IP1, 759 nucleotides. RefSeq lists its product as hypothetical. The transcript is spliced from 2 exons. Bases 1 to 759 code for a protein of 252 amino acids. The record is from RefSeq and is a predicted model, not a curated record. NCBI's taxonomy places the organism in Eukaryota, Evosea, Mastigamoebida, Endamoebidae.
AUGAGCUCUGCCGAGUCGAACAAAAUUUUUGAAACAAUGGAGAGCCUUGCUUCUGUGGCGGACUGGGAGGUGGUUAAACAGAAAAUAAAGGAGCAAAAUGUCCCACUGAAUUUGUUUAACGAAGUGAUUUAUAUGUUGGGAGUCGACUUGGGACAGGCGUUUGGAUACUCUAUUAUCAAAAUCCUAUUUGAGGGAAAAGAUUUGAGGGAUAUUGCGGAGUUCAUAUACAACGACUUGUGUGACCAGGACGUGUACCACGUUUCUGAGUAUCUUGGUGGAUUACAAAACAUCCCAGAAGUCGAAAACGACAUUAAUGGAAAGCCAGCAGAGAACUCCGCAAUUUUUGUGUUUGGGAAUGACGCUGAUGGUGCGAAGAAAGUGGCGUAUGUCCUCAACUAUUUACAUCACGAGUACUCUCUUGGGUGGGACGACUUAAUCUUAGUGAUAGCCACUGCGUUGUCGAAUUGGGGAUUGUUGGAUCCAUCAGAUCGAUUUCUCCAACUCUUCUUGGUUUCUGUUUCAAAGGAACUUACUGUAGAUGAAACAAUUGUGUUGUUCCAGAAAAUCAUCGAAGUGUGCGACGAAGAAGAAAAGAAGUUGUGGACACUUUAUAACAAAAAUAUAGCACAGUUUUUCCAAUUACUGACAUCAAACUGGAAUGACGUCGACAAAAAGCAAUUUCUCAAAAACGGGCCAGUCACAUGGAAAUGGUCGAAAGAUUCAAUCAAACAACUCAACAAGUUCUUCAAGAUCAAGUAG